AUGCUUGAAGAUGAAUUGAAACAGAUCGAUGAUCAUCUAAAUCGGUUGAUUACUGAACGCGAUCAAUGUAUAUCGAAAUUAGAUCAAGAAAAACAUACAAAACAACAAUUGGAACAAGAAUUACAUCAAGAAGAAAAAAAGCAACGUGACAUCGAACGAACUAUCAAAGAACACACAAAACAGGUAUGUAGGGUUGAAAAGGAAUUGCGCAAGAGUCAAACUCAAGAAGCAGCAGCUCGAGCUGACGAAGCCCAAGCACGAAACAAUUUUCGAAUCGCUGAAGCAGCAUUAGCUCGAGCUCAAGCUCAAUUAGCAGCCGUCAAGGGAGCGGCAGAAAUUCAUUCGAAUACAUUAGAUUUAGUUGAAAAGAAUUUAAUUACGUGUAAGUUGAAUUUGAAAAUGUUUGGACAAGCUCUUGUAAUGCGCACUCAAGUGUUUGAACUUCGUAGAAAACAUCAUCUUACUACUCAAGCUAAAACAAUUCAAUGUCGAACACAGCUUGAACAAAUUCGAACGACUUUGCAUACAGAAGAAACACAACUCGCUAGUCAAAAACGAACUAUUACUGAGAAUAAAACUAAAAUUGACAAUCAAAAACAAAUCAUUAAGCAAGUUAAAAACAAAUUACAAGUAUUAAACAACGAUUAUCAGCGAGUCAAAACACAAGCCAAACAAAAACGUCGAGAAGUGCCCCAGACACAAGGUGAACUUGAAAAGCAAACGAAAAUAUUACAAACACUUGAAAAUGAAGGAAAUCAAUUGAAACAAUCAGUCGAAAGUCUGACGGAGAAAUUCGAACAGCUUAAGAUCGAAUCACAUCAAUUACAACAACAAGUCCAGGAAACUGAACAGCAAUACGCGGCUAAAAAAGCUGAAAACGCACAUCAAAAGACACAACAAGCAAAUAAACUUGCCGAACUGCAUAAUAACGAGCAGGACGUUCAACAACAACAAGCCAUUGCGCAUGAAAAAUAUCUUUUACGUCAACAAGCUCAAAUCCAACGGGAAACCACCAACGUGAAUAUUGGUAUGGUUUCUAAGUCGAUUGUCGAAUUAGAAAAUGAUUCGAUUGAACAACAACGCAUUAUGCAGGUUAGACAGCAACAACUGCCGAAACUGAAUGAAGAACGGACUCGAAUCGAAACCGAAUUGUUUGCACAAGUACAGGAGAAACAACGAUGCACUGAUGAUGUACAUCGUUUACAGCGUGAGAUUAAACAACAACAACGUACUCGAAAUGAAAAACAGCAGAUAAUGAUCGAGUUAAAAUCUCAAAUUAAUUUGAAAGAAGAAGACUUGAAGUUGAGACAACGUGAACAGGCAAAUCUUGAGAGGCAAUUGACAACUAUCGAAGCAAAACAGGUUACUACACAUGAAAAGAUAGUUGACAUUGAUGGACGUAUACGUACACUCGAUUACAAUAUCCAACAACAGAUUGUCUCGAAAAACCAUGCUGAACAGCUAAUUAACCAGAACAAAACGGAGUUAGUUAAUAUUGAAGGAAAGUUACAGCAUGUCACUUACAUGCGUCGUCAGAAACAACAGAGAGAAGAGAUAACGAAAAGAAAUAUUGAAAUACUCGUCGGUCAGAUCAACCAACAUUGUUUAGCUCAAAUUGAGACGGAUAAACAACUUGAACAGGCAUAUAAUCGAAUGAGCAUACAACGUGCAAAUACUGCAAGUUUGACAAUUAAACUUCAUCAACUGGACACGACUAUCCGACCAUAUGCAAUAGAACAGAAUGUGGAUCAAUGCGAAAAUCCCAUCGUUGACCAGCAUUCGAUAGAUGAACAGAUAAACGUAUUUCAGAAUAUGCAUGUCGAACAGACACAGGUUCAUCAGCAAGAAGUGCAUCGUCAUCGAAAUCUGCAACAAAAAACACUUUCGAACCAUAGCUAGUUUAUCCCUUUGAGGACGGGAUUACUUUGAAAAAGAAUGGGGAUUUCCGAAACUCUAAAAUGAUGUAUAUAUUAGAAACAAGAUCAAUGAGGGCGCAAUACACAUGAUAGUGUCACACUACAUCGGACAUGGCAGAUCUAUGACCUGUGCAGCAUAUAGAUUAUAACAGUAUCAUAAGAGACAUAUGCGUAAGUCGGUUAUCAUCCGGUCCAGAGCCGUUGCCUAUAUAUAGGCUUCCCGUCCCCAAAGGGUUAUUCCACAUGUUUUUAACAGAAAAUAACUCUUCUGACACUUUUUUUCUUCAAUAAAUAAAUGAUAACCUAUCAAUCUUUUCUUGGAUGGGAAUCGUUGCAGUUUCUUCACUGCCUUUUCACAUCGUUCACUUGAUUGAGGGUGAGUGAAUGGAUGGAUGGAGUGAGGAUAAUAGAUGCCACUUGAGGGUGUGAGUGUGGAUGGGGUGUGGGGUGUGGGUGUGGGUGGG
Rotaria sp. Silwood1 is the source of this 2380-nucleotide messenger RNA. The record is from the annotation of a GenBank genome assembly. Lineage: Eukaryota; Metazoa; Rotifera; Eurotatoria; Philodinida; Philodinidae.